Arabidopsis lyrata subsp. lyrata is the source of this 1423-nucleotide messenger RNA. RefSeq lists its product as uncharacterized. NCBI's taxonomy places the organism in Eukaryota, Viridiplantae, Streptophyta, Magnoliopsida, Brassicales, Brassicaceae. The transcript has 8 exons. The record is from RefSeq and is a predicted model, not a curated record. Gene Ontology annotation, biological process: phosphatidylcholine biosynthetic process. The coding region runs from base 97 to 1236 and encodes 379 amino acids.
CAUAAAGUAAAAUAUCCUGAAAACGGAAAAAUUCAAGUGUUUUCAGAUUCUCCUCUAAAAACGACAAAAGCUUGUACAAGAAAUCUGACCACAAUAAUGGCGAAUGACGAAGAACUCUCUGAAGAUUCAAACUCCAAUGGACUAGACUCUUUUGAUGCUGUUAAACAACGUUUCAAGGAUCGAUCAAAGAAAGUUGUUCAGACAAGAGAGUUAUUGUCUAAACAAGCGGUACAAACACGUGAGAUCUUGUCUAAACAAGCCGUUAAGAUCGCUAAACAAGCCGAAGAACAUGAGAGAUUCAUCAAUAAGGUGACACAUCUCGUUGGAGUGCUUGGAUUUGGAGGUUUUUGUUUCCUACUUGGUGCAAGACCUCAGGACAUUCCUUUAGUUUACUGUUUCUUCUAUGUGAUCUUUGUUCCUCUUCGAUGGAUAUAUUACCGGUUUAAGAAAUGGCAUUAUUAUCUUCUGGACUUUUGCUACUACGCCAACACAAUCUUCUUGGUUGAUCUUCUUUUGUAUCCUAAGAAUGAAAAGCUUUUCAUGGUUUGCUUUUCCUUUGCAGAGGGACCGUUGGCGUGGGCAAUUAUUGUCUGGCGUUGCAGCUUGGUUUUUAGUUCGCUGGAUAAGAUUGUUAGUGUUCUUAUACAUCUCUUACCUGGGCUCGUGUUCUUCACGAUUAGGUGGUGGAAUCCAGCGACCUUUGCAGCUAUGCACCCUGUAGGCACUGAUCGUAGGGUUUCAUGGCCUUAUGUUGAAGACAAAGCUUACCUAUUUACAUGGCUGUUUCUUAUACCCUUGGUCGUUUAUACCCUUUGGCAAGUGCUCUAUUUUCUAAUCGUCAAUGUCCUGCGUAGGCAGAGACUCCUAAGAGAUCCUGAAGUUAUGACUUCUUACAGAGAGCUGUCGAAGAAAGCUGAAAAAGCAAACAAUAAGUUGUGGCAGCUGAGCGGUCUACUAGGGGAUCAGAACCGUAUAUGGAUGUACAUCCUAUUCCAGGCCAUCUUCACGGUUGCAACCAUGGCAUUGACCGUACCGAUCUUCGUAUCUUAUAGACUUCAUGUGAUCUUUCAGAUCCUAAAGAUUUCUGCGGCAGUGUGGAACGGAGGGAGCUUUUUACUAGAGGUAAUGCCACGGCAAGUGAUCCAGAAAGAGAAGAAGAAAGCAGAGAUGCAGCCGAUAGAGGAGCAGAUACCACACCAUGAACCUGUGUCACCUCCAAAAUCUACUGAAACAUGAUGGUUAUAACAGAAAGGUACAUGUAAAAUAAAGUUUUCAAAGGUGAAUCAUGAUUGGUCUUUUUUUUGUUCCUCAUGUUUUGUUCUAUAACUGUUUGUUUCUCUUGUUGGUAUACAUCAUUCUAAAAGCUUAAUGUGAAUGAUCUUGUAGUUACCUUUUCUAAAGAAACUUGAUAUUUCCUUUUUAA